GAGUGUUAUUUAAUUUGCCCUACAGACCUCAACGAUAGUGCGAACAGAAUCAACCUACGAUUGGUGACCACCGAACGUUUUCUUUUGUGAGGAAGCAACGCGCACGCGGCUGAAACGAAUCACGCGUGUUUUUGGUCGGCAUUUUUCACGGUGCAGCAACAUCAAUUUAGCUACCUUAAUUCGCCAGCGUCGUGUUUUGACGUCUGGGAAAAUUUGUUUACAACAAUUGGAUCGGAACUGCUUUAGAGUUGGAAGCAUUCGUUGAGCUAUGGAAAUUGAGGAUUUCAAAUAUGACACUGUUUUCAUGGAAGCCCUCCAGGAGAAGAAAACCAUUGUUGGGUUCCUGGAGUUGGUUUUCAAUUUCCUGGCAAGAAGAACCGAUUUUUACUAUGAAGCAAAGAAUGAAAGUGAAGGUUUAGGAUUCCCGCCAGGGGUGAAGGAGAAGAUCGUUCAGCAAGUAUUGUUCAAUUGCGACCCGAAGCAUGUAACCGCUAUUAGCAGGAUCCCGGAGCAGCAUGGUGAGGUAGCCAAACGUGGAAACUCUCCUCCUUCCCUAGCGUGCUCCCCGGUGGAGGAAGCUGAAAUUGUUACUAGUCCUUGUGAAGUCGCUGUGGAAACCGUAGUUGAGACGACACCUUUUCAAUUCCCACCACAAUCUGCAUCGGAAAUCAAAGCGAAUAACAAACCAAAACCCGCUAUUCUUGGCUUCCAGCAAAACGAGUAUUAUAACGGAGCGUGUUAUGAUAAUUACUGUUGGUCGCAAACCAUAACCGAAAUAGAAGUUUACGUGCUUUUGCCGGAGCACAUUUCAUCGUCGAAGCAACUCAAUAUUAAGAUCGAGUCAGAUUACGUUUCCAUUGAAGACAAGGUCAAGCCGGAAACGGAAAUAUUGAAAGGAAAACUGUCUCUGAAGUGCCGUAGUAGUAGCGCCGUGUGGAGCAUAUCCAACAGGAAAUUGCAGAUAACUUUAGACAAGUUGAAAGAAGUUUGGUGGGAUCGAUUCCUUGACACUGAACCGAAACUAAACCUCUCAAAGAUGGACUGCUCGCGGCCGCUUGAAGAACUGCCGGAAGAAUCACAAGCGGCCAUAGAAAAGAUCCGUUGGGACCAGCAGCAGAAGGCGCUAGGCCUUCCCACUUCGGAAGAUUUGAAGAACAGGGAGCUGCUGAAGAAGGCCUGGGACGCGGAGGGGUCGCCCUUCAAGGGAACCGCCUUUGAUCCGUCCCUUGUAAAGUUCAAUUAGGAUAACGACUCAGCCAUGAAUUCAAUAAUUAAAUGUUUGUUUUACCCAAAACGUGU
Molecule: messenger RNA, 1299 nt
Organism: Hermetia illucens (black soldier fly)
Lineage: Eukaryota; Metazoa; Arthropoda; Insecta; Diptera; Stratiomyidae
Product: nudC domain-containing protein 3
Exons: 5
Coding region: 269-1243 (324 amino acids)
Biological process (GO): protein folding
Cellular component (GO): cytoplasm
Source: RefSeq, a predicted model, not a curated record